Thlaspi arvense is the source of this 362-nucleotide messenger RNA. NCBI's taxonomy places the organism in Eukaryota, Viridiplantae, Streptophyta, Magnoliopsida, Brassicales, Brassicaceae. The record is from the annotation of a GenBank genome assembly.
AUUUCCGGCGAAGAAGACGAAAGGGGAAGAUGCAGAUUUUCGUGAAAACACUCACUGGCAAGACCAUCACCCUCGAGGUCGAGUCCUCUGACACGAUCGACAAUGUCAAGGCCAAGAUCCAGGACAAAGAAGGUAUUCCUCCGGAUCAGCAGAGGUUGAUAUUCGCCGGAAAACAGCUCGAAGAUGGUCGUACCUUGGCUGACUAUAACAUCCAGAAAGACUCUUUGGAUUCUCCGACUUCAAGAAAUGAUAAAUUAGUCAAAUGGGUGCUACGCUCGUCUGCACCCAAGGGCUGUGAACUGCAGGAAGAAGAAGUGUGGACACAGCAACCAGGUUUAUUGAGGCCGAAGAAGAAGAUCAAG